UACUGAAUAACAUUCCGAAGUGGAAAUGAAAGUCUUAUCAAGAUACGCAUAUUUGAAUAGUGCUUAGAAUGGCUGCCAGAAAAUUGUGGCUGGCUUUGUGCCUAUUGUCAAUAAUAUUUACAGUUAUAAAAGCUGGGGAUCAUUUUUUUGAAUUUGGUGAUAAUUUAACUGGAGAAGAAUAUUACGUAAAAGAGGGAACUAUCAAUGUGUUUUCGUACAAUAAUACCUUUGAGAUUCCCGAAAUUCGUCAUAAGAUGCUCACAGGUGUCAAGGUAAUCGUAACGAACUCGCUGAGUAAGCCAAAUGUCACGCUUGAAACGCCGAGGAAGGUUCACAUACAUUACAAGUUUCCGCAAUGGACCCAUGGCAAUUACAAAAUAAUCGCCAGAGGUUUUCAUAUAUAUUAAAACUUAACUUAGGUAUUUUCUCUCUCUCUCUCUCUCUCUCUCUCUCUCUCUCUCU
Molecule: messenger RNA, 462 nt
Organism: Leguminivora glycinivorella
Lineage: Eukaryota; Metazoa; Arthropoda; Insecta; Lepidoptera; Tortricidae
Exons: 3
Coding region: 69-407 (112 amino acids)
Source: RefSeq, a predicted model, not a curated record